Molecule: messenger RNA, 1741 nt
Organism: Oxyura jamaicensis (ruddy duck)
Lineage: Eukaryota; Metazoa; Chordata; Aves; Anseriformes; Anatidae
Product: probable G-protein coupled receptor
Exons: 2
Coding region: 408-1637 (409 amino acids)
Biological process (GO): G protein-coupled receptor signaling pathway
Cellular component (GO): endosome; signaling receptor complex; plasma membrane
Molecular function (GO): G protein-coupled receptor activity
Source: RefSeq, a predicted model, not a curated record
UGAGGGAAGAGCCCCACGGGCUGGGGACCCUUGGGUCCCCCCUUGCCCGGCACCCGCCGGCUGCUAGGACCCAGCAGCUAUCCCCGUGGGACCGCCGCUGCCAGCGGGCAGGCAGAGCCCGGGUGUGACAGCCGGUGCCAUCCGCGGCAGGCAAACACGAUGACUAACGGGUGACAGCCGCGGGGAAGGGGGGACGGGGGGUGGACGUGGCCUCCGGGAGCCCCAGUCCCGCCGUGGGAGCAGCGCCGGCGAGGAGGAGCGUCACCCAUCUCCCGAGGAGCAGAGGCGAGGGGCCUGCUCACGAGAAGACGGUGGCCAUGGCUGCGGUGGGGCUUCCCUCCAGGGGACGCAGGAGAAUUGUCCCUGUGACACGGGCACCAGAGCUGCUGGCUUAGUCCUCGGCUGGCAUGGCGAGCCGGGUGGGGCCGAACACCACGGACGGCCUCGAGUCGCCCCCCGUCCCAGAGCAGUCCGCCGCGCAGGAGGUUGUCGGCCUCCUCUGCAUGGUGCUGCUCACCAUCACCGCCUUGGUGGCCAACGUAGUGGUGAUGGUCGUCAUCCUCAGAACCCCCCUUCUCAGGAAGUUCAUCUUCGUCUGCCACCUCUGCGCGGUUGACCUCCUCUCUGCCAUCUUCCUCAUGCCCCUGGGGAUCAUCUCCAGCUCCUCCUGCUUCGACAGGGUCAUCUACAGCAUUGCCGAGUGCCAGGCCUUGAUAUUCCUGAACGUCUGCUUCAUCAGCGCCUCCAUCCUCACCAUCUCCAUCAUCAGCGUGGAGCGGUACUACUACAUCGUCCACCCCAUGCGGUACGAGGUCAAGAUGACCAUCAGGCUGGCGGUGGCCGGGGUCGUCUUCAUCUGGGUCAAGUCCGUUCUCAUCACUGUCCUAGCGUUGGUGGGCUGGCCUCAAGACAACGGGGCCACCAGUGCAAGCCGCUGCACGGUCUACUGGAGCCCCGGGGCCCACAAGAAGGCCUUUGUGAUCAUCUUCAGCAUCGCCUGCUUCGUCUUGCCCACCAUCAUCAUCUUCGCUGUCUACUGCAGCGUGUACCGAGUGGCUCGGCUGGCGUCCCUGCAGCACGCGCCCAUGCCGGCGCAGGCGGCUGUCCCGGGGCACCGCUCCGGCUCCGCCGCCAGCCAGGUGACCAUCGUCACCGCCAGGAACCUGCCGCUGCCCAGGCUGACCCCCGAGCGCUUUUUGGGAGGCCACAAGGCCAUCCUCACCUUGGUCCUCAUCGUGGGACAGUUCUUGUGCUGCUGGCUGCCCUUCUUCGCUUUCCACCUGCACUCCUCCGUCGCCGCUGGCGCGGUGGGCGGUGGGCACGGGGAGAUGACGGUCACCUGGAUCGCCUACUCCUCCUUCGCCAUCAACCCCUUCUUCUACGGGCUGCUGAACCGCCAGAUCCGGGAGGAGCUGGCCCGGCUCUGGCGCAGCUGCCUCAACCGGCCCCUGGGCCAGGAGCUGUGUCUGUCCGUCUCGGAGGCCUCCGUCCAGGAAAACUUCCUGCAGUUCCUCCAGCGAGCAACGUGCACGCUGGAAACCCGCUCCAGCUGCAUCGGCCCCAGCCCCAGGAACAGGCUGGACCAGAGCAAGGUGGGCUUCCCCAUCCCCGGGCAAGUCCCCGAGGAGAGCGGCUGAGGAGCAGGGAGCCCUGUGCCACCACGCCGGGCAGGGACUGAUCAGCCCCCCUUGGACCUGAGGGGGUUGGUCCUUGUCCGGGUUUUGCCUCCCCUCUGAGCUUG